Messenger RNA from Prosopis cineraria, 1028 nucleotides. RefSeq names its product phenylacetaldehyde oxime monooxygenase CYP71AN24-like. The record is from RefSeq and is a predicted model, not a curated record. NCBI's taxonomy places the organism in Eukaryota, Viridiplantae, Streptophyta, Magnoliopsida, Fabales, Fabaceae. Gene Ontology annotation, molecular function: monooxygenase activity; oxidoreductase activity, acting on paired donors, with incorporation or reduction of molecular oxygen; iron ion binding.
UCAGGUAACAGAAGAUCAUAAGCUGGCGAUGAAGGAGGACGACGAGAAGAAAGACUUUGUGGAUAUUCUUCUUCAACUGAAAGACAGUGAUAUGCUUGAAUUCGAACCCACCAAAGAUGACCUAAAGCAAUCAUAACGGACAUGUUUUUAGCAGGGAAUGACACUACUUCAACGACAUUAGAGUGGAUUUUAACGGAGCUUCGGAGACAUCCCAGAAUCAUGAGGAAAGCCCAACAAGAGGUCAGGAAAGUGGUGGGGUCCAAAUCAAAAGUGGACGAAGCUGACAUAAACGGCAUGAAAUACUUGAAACAUGUCAUCAAAGAAACGCUUAGAUUACACCCACCAGCUCCUUCCAUGGUCCCUCGAGAAACAAUCGGCAAUGCAAAAUUAGGAGGAUACGACAUUCCUUCCAAAACAUUGAUGUUUGUGAACGCAUGGGCAAUCCAAAGGGACCCUGAAAUAUGGGAAAAGCCUGAAGAGUUUAUCCCGGAGAGAGUUGAGAACAGUCAGAUAGAUUUCAAAGGGAAAGACUUUGAGUUCAUCCCAUUUGGAUCUGGAAAAAGGAUAUGUCCUGGCAUGGCCUUUGGACUUGCUUCAGUUGAGUAUGAACUGGCUAAUCUUCUUCACUGGUUUGACUGGAAUCUGGAUGGUGAGAUUGAUAUGACCGAGAUGUAUGGGCUCACAGUGAAGAAGAAGGUCCCUCUUUUUCUUGAACUUAUACCAUACUCUGUCCACUCACAAUCUGGUUAAUCCGUCUUCAUGAUUUCGCUUCAUGUUUAUGGUUUCUGUUUGGUCUGUGAUGGUACUUGCUGUUAAAAUGUGAAGCUGCUUAUGAAGUUGCGUGUAUGGGAAGAAUAAUGGGUAUGAAUUUGUGGAUGUAAUGUGAAAUUCUAUCUUAGCUGCCUAGGAAAAUACUACUAUAGUGUGUGUUACUGAUGCCUUUGUUAUUGCUUUGAAUUUGUGAGGGGAGACAUAUAUGGCAAUAUUAUCAAAUAAGAGCGAGUAUCAUUCAGAACUCUGAAAUCAAA